UGAUCCACUCGACGCUGUCUCUCGCUCUGGUCUUAGCUCUUCAGCAAUCCAUUUUUGGUUCUUCGCAGGUGAAAUGCUGUAUUCUACGUAAGAUUGAAGAGAUUCUCGCCCCAUUGUGCACUCACUGAAUGCAACUCAGCAUCGUUUAGGUUCCUGGAAGAGAAUGGCCACUCUUGCAACAAAUAUGUGCUCCUUUCUAAGUACCCAUACAAUUAAAGGAGUCGAAAGAUUGGAGAGUAAGGAUAAACUGCAAUCCAGGUCUUAUACUGCAGUACCCUCCCCCAAAGCUUCAUCAAGUCGCAGGCAUGCUUUAGUAAGUACUGGCACUUCAUUGGUUACCGUCACAUUAUUAUCACCAUUUCUGGCAUGGGCUGAAGAGAAGGAAACUGCACAAAAAGAAGAGGAUAAAGGAUUUAUAGAUGCCGUCAAAUCAUUAUUUGAUCCUAAUGAGAAAACUAAGUCUGGGAAGGUGUUGCCAAAGGCUUACUUAAAGUCAGCAAGGGAGGUAGUGAAAACACUGCGUGAUUCUCUAAAUGAAGAUCCUAAUGAUAUUACCAAAUUCAGAAGGACCGCCGAUGCAGCGAAGGAAUCAAUUCGGGAGUAUUUGAGCAAUUGGAAGGGGCAAAAAGCUGUUGUUGAAGAAGAAUCAUACGUUGAGCUGGAGAGAGCGAUCAGAUCGUUGGCAAGCUUUUACUCAAGGGCAGGGCCAUCAGCCCCAUUACCAGAAGAAGUUAAGUCUGAAAUCUUGUUGGAUUUAAGUACUGCUGAGGAAUUUUUGUAGAGCAUCUUCCGCCUGUUUUUGUAGAAACCACUUAUUAACACCAUGUGGAUACUGGAUUGACAGGUUCCUAUAAUGAAUUUGUUCCCCGUCACAAUUCAA
Neltuma alba is the source of this 880-nucleotide messenger RNA. Its product is annotated as photosystem II D1 precursor processing protein PSB27-H2, chloroplastic. Gene Ontology annotation, cellular component: chloroplast thylakoid lumen; photosystem II. The record is from RefSeq and is a predicted model, not a curated record. Lineage: Eukaryota; Viridiplantae; Streptophyta; Magnoliopsida; Fabales; Fabaceae. The transcript has 4 exons. Gene Ontology annotation, biological process: photosystem II assembly; photosystem II repair. The coding region runs from base 164 to 781 and encodes 205 amino acids.